Balearica regulorum gibbericeps (East African grey crowned-crane) is the source of this 1233-nucleotide messenger RNA. NCBI's taxonomy places the organism in Eukaryota, Metazoa, Chordata, Aves, Gruiformes, Gruidae. The record is from RefSeq and is a predicted model, not a curated record.
GAAUCUACAAAGGACAUUGCUUCCGAAUCAACCACUUCCCUGAAGACAAUGACUAUGACCACGACAGCUCAGAAUACCUUCUCCGCAUCGUCCGUGCCUCCAGUGUGUUCCCCAUCCUAAGCACAAUAUUGCUGUUGCUGGGAGGACUCUGUGUUGGAGCAGGAAGGAUUUACAACAGCAAAAACAACAUUAUUCUCAGCGCUGGGAUUCUCUUUGUUGCAGCAGGACUAAGUAAUAUCAUCGGGAUCAUUGUCUACAUAUCAAGCAAUGCAGGUGACCCAAGUGACAAGCGAGAUGAGGACAAAAAGAACCAUUACAACUAUGGCUGGUCUUUUUAUUUUGGAGCCUUGUCUUUUAUUGUGGCCGAAACCAUAGGUGUUCUGGCUGUGAACAUUUAUAUUGAGAAGAACAAAGAGCUGAGGUUUAAGACCAAGAGGGAAUUCCUUAAGACUUCUUCCAGUUCUCCUUAUGCCAGGAUGCCAAGUUAUAGGUACAGGAGGCGGAGGUCCAGAUCCAGUUCUCGAUCUACAGAGCCUUCUCCAUCUAGAGACAUUUCUCCGGUUGGCAUGAAGAUAGCAAGCACCAUUCCCAUGAACGAAAUUUCCAUGUACACGCUUUCCAGAGAGCCUUUGAAGGUCACAACAGCUGCCAGCUACAACGCAGACCAAGAAGCCAGUUUUCUGCAGGUUCACAACUUCCUUCAGAAGGAAUUUAAGGAAGGACUUCAUGUCAACAUGGUCAACAGGAGAACGACUCCUGUUUGAAGUAUCUUCCUUCCUCGCGCUUUUUGAAGAAAUAUCGAAACAGAAUGGAUCUGUCGUGAAAGAGAAAGAGCGAUGUUAAACUACCCUCUCACCUCUUUAAUUGUGGCAUGUGUUGAGGUAGCAAGUGGAGAUCCUCUGGACCAACAUAAAGAUAUUACCCGCUCGUAGCUUUUUCUGAAGCUAGUCGGAGUUUGUUUCUUUCAGUUCUCGGUGUCACAAGAUGAAGGCAGUUCAUGUUCCGGCACUUUCGUAGUGUGUACAAAGUCUUGGAGAAACUGCAAAGGACUUGCCACUAGUGUGUUUUAAAGGAUUACAGAAAAAUUGUUGUAGGACCUUUUUUUUCUAAAAUUGAGAUCCCUUAUUGCAAACUUGCAAAUAUAAUUUAUCACCAAGCCCAAGGAUAAAUAUGAACUCCUCAUCAAGUGAGCCACUCUCCUUUGACGCAGCAUAAGCUUUGCCUCUUUCAAAA